GUCUUCCCAGCUCAUUCAGUUCACCAUCGACACCAACUAUCCCCACACCUAUCAUCCACCUCAAAGAAGCUUCAUUAACCUUUCGAACACUUCCCUAGCCUAUCGCACAUCAUGGCGAGCCUACUUCAAAGUCUACCUCAGCCUGUUAACCCAAGCGUUGAACUCGUUGAAGAAGACCAAGGAACUAUAGCUCAAUCUACUCAACAACUCACACUCGAAAACCAGAUUAUCAUUCCUCCAUACGGUUCACGUCGCGGUUGGAAGCCUCGGUUACCGGAUCAUUUCGGGGAUGGAGGAGCUUAUCCUGAAUGUCAUUUGGCUCAGUACCCACUUGAGAUGGGUCGCAAGAAGCAUGCUUCAGUCGGGAACACGCUAGCCUUGACUGUAGAUGGAGAAGGAAAGAUUGAUUACACGAAGAUCGCGAAACAAGGUCACCGAGACGGACGACAUGUGCAAGCCCAAUUCAAAGAUCUCGUUCCACUCGCUCACAGGGCAGACUUGUCAGCUGAAGCUCGUAGUAUGGAACGCCCAUCAGAAGAAGAAGUAGACGCAACCACUCAAAGAACUCGAGCAGCUCUCGAAAAGCUUACAAACUCCAAAAUCAAAGCUGCUCAACCUAAACAUGUACCUGAAACAGGUGGUACAGUAAGUUUUGUACGUUAUACACCUAAUACGAUGGAAGGUUCUGCAGAUGGAGCAGGAAAACAAAGAAUAAUCAAGAUGGUCGAAGUAGUAGAAGAUCCACUUGAACCACCACGUUUCAAACACAAAAAGAUUCCAAGAGGUCCACCUUCUCCACCUGCACCUAUCUUACGCUCUCCACCUAGAAAAGUCACUAGUUUAGAACAAAAAGAAUGGAUGAUUCCACCUUGUAUUUCGAAUUGGAAGAAUAACAAAGGUUAUACUAUUCCACUUGAUAAACGAUUGGCGGCUGAUGGUCGUGGACUUCAAGAUACUCAUAUCAACGAUCGAUUUGCGCAAUUGUCCGAAUCGCUUUACAUUGCUGAUCGACAUGCCAGAGAAGAAGUCAGACAGCGUUCAUUACUUCAACAACGAUUGGCUCAGAAAGAAAAAGAACAGAAGGAAGAAAACCUACGUUUGUUGGCCCAACGAGCUCGAGAGGAACGUUCUGGUAUUCCUCGGGUGGUGGCCGCUUCAGGAGGUGGAGCUAUGCCUACAACUUUAGCAGGAUAUGGAAGUGACUCGGAUGAGAGUGGUAAGGAGGGAUCUGGUUCAGAAAGUGGUGCAGAAGACGGUGAUGAAGCAGCUGCGAAGGCUAGAGACGAAUUAAGAAGAGAAAGACGUAAGGAUCGUGAACGUGAGAUGAGAAUGAAUAAUAUGGGUAACGAGAAACGAGCACAACAUUUAGCAAGAACCCAAAAUCGGGAUAUAAGUGAAAAGAUCGCAUUAGGAUUAGCUAAACCGACGAUGUCAAAAGAAUCAAUGAUCGAUUCACGUUUGUUUAAUCAAGAAAGUUAUAGUGGUACAUUUGGUGAUGAAGAUUCUUAUAACCUUUAUGAUAAACCUCUCUUUACUGGCAGUUCUGCUGCUGCUGCCAUCUAUAAACGAGGUGGAGCACAGGAUGGAGACGAUGAUGGCGGUGAACGUUAUGGUGGUGGUACAGAAGAAGGUAUCACUGGUGCGAUGAGGAAUGAUCGAUUUGGGCUUGGUGUUGCUGGUAGAGGAUUUGAAGGAGCUGAUCUGCAAGAAGCACGAGAUGGACCUGUACAAUUCGAAAGGGACACGAUGGCUACCGCCGAUCCGUUUGCAAUCGAUGCUUUCUUAGAUGAAGCUAAGAAAGGUGUAAAACGAGGUUUAGAACAUAGAGGUGGGGAUGAAGAAUCCAAGAAACGAAGAGGUUGAUUUGGUUUUCAUUCGAUUCUUUGAAGCUUGAAAAUUUUCUUAUCAAUUCAAAACAGAUGAUGAAGGUAUGAACAUCACUUUCGUAUAAUGAAUUUCUGUUGUGUGUGUUUGAACAUUGUAUCUAGCUAUUAUAAAAGUGAGUCUAUUUCGAAGGAUCAGAAUCAUAUCUUGGUAUUGGUCUUCCUUGAUGACUUGACUUUUCAGGUUGCUUUUGAAGCCUCAUUUCGCUUGCAAGAUAAGGGCUCUGAUGGGUAUGAGUGUGAAGUAAUUUAGCUUGGUUACUUCCCUGGUAAAUGGUUCAUUCCCAAU
Molecule: messenger RNA, 2172 nt
Organism: Melampsora larici-populina 98AG31
Lineage: Eukaryota; Fungi; Basidiomycota; Pucciniomycetes; Pucciniales; Melampsoraceae
Exons: 5
Coding region: 112-1863 (583 amino acids)
Biological process (GO): mRNA splicing, via spliceosome
Cellular component (GO): spliceosomal complex
Source: RefSeq, a predicted model, not a curated record